CAAAUAGAUGGUAUGAUCUAAAGUGGUGAAAUGGUAUGAUCUAAAGUGGUGAAUAUUUUUUUUUAAUUGCUAUUACAUCAAUGAGAUUCUACGUACCCAGGAUAGUCUGCUUUGCCAUCUUGCUGGAAUCGCUUGGGUUGACAAAUUCGUCAUCAGAGUUCUACAUAGAAUCAAGUAAGUGAAAUUAAAAGUAAUAUCAACCCAGCAACAAUAAUAGUAGCAAUGCAGUGACAUUACAGAUUCUAUCAAUGGCAUGACAAACAUGGAUGCAUCCCACCAACAAUAAUAGUCUCAAUCCAGUGACAUUACAGAUUCUAUCAAUGGCAUGACAAACAUGGAUGCAUCCCACCAACACUAAUAGUCGCAAUCAAGUGACAUUACAGAUUCUAUCAAUGGCAUGACAAACAUGGACGCAUCAAUCCAAUAAAAACCAGGGUUCAUCAAUCCAAUAGACAGGACAAGGAAAAUCAAGCCAAUGGCUAAACAGCGUCUAUGAAGCUAAAAUAAAGACAUGGGUCAAACAAUCUACAUAACCAGACAGGUGCUGCCCAUUCCAAUGAUGAGACAGACAAACCAAAGCGUAUUACAUUUUGACCUUGUACAAUUCUUCCCUUAUUUUUAACUUCCAACUUCUCUGCAAACAUAAAUAUUAUUUAUUGUAUACAUUGUAUGUCAAAUAUCACAUUUUAAACCUAUAAAUUAACUUCUCUUUUAUUUGUGGCCGGCUGACUGGCAAAAUCUUCGGACGACUAAUCCACCCACUUCCCGUCAGCACGUUGAGCUGAAACUUGGCUUAUAGACCUAUUGCAAAUGACAACUGAUUUUUUUCACAUUUGCAGCCCCAAUCUCCCACCCCCACCCCCAAAAUCCCAUUUGUUCCUGUUUUUUCAAGGGAAAGAUAAAGCGAAAUUCCCAAUGACUGCGCUAAAUGAGUUGCUUUGUAAAAAAAUAUCGCAAGUGCGUUUGGUGCGUAAUAUUUUCUUUUGUUUUUUUCUGAAAUUAUUCCGGAAAUAGAUCUGCUUGUAAAGGCGGUUGGUUCAUUGGAAUAUUAAUAUAGUUCAGGGGCGUGGAAAUAAUUUGUGGCUGCAAGCCUUGAGAUUCGGGGGGGGGGGGCACAAUUUGGGAUUCUUAUAAAGUGAGUUACUUGUACUUGUAUGCAUGUUUCAUCAAAUUUUUAGCCCCCAACACUAUAGCUCGAUAUUACAUUUUAUAAUAUAUAUAUACAUAUAAUUUUUACACAAAAAAACUUUGUUUUUUUUGGAGGCUGUGUAAUAAAAUUUCUUUGUUCCAAAGUGUGUUCCAAGAAAAUAGCCGUUAGGACUGCGAUAGAAGCUCACAUCGACUACCACUGGUUGAAAAGUGAGUGCACCGUGUUUCUGGUGCCCUACGACGAGAACGGCUGGCUUCGGGCGUUCUUCGUCCAGUACUCGAGUAGAAGACCCAGCAGCAGUUGUUCCCACGGUGCCAUCUACCUGUACAACUCGCAAGACAGCUCUCUUUUAGGUAAUGUUGUUACCUUGGAAUCUACCUGCACAGAUCUUAGGACUACUCUCUUUUAGUUAAAGGUGUUGAAUUGCUACCUACAACUCUCAAGUCAACUCUCUUUUAGGUAAUGUUGGUACCUUGGUAUCUACCUGUACAAUUCUCUUGAUAACUCUUUUUAGUUUAUAGUGUUACCUUAAUUACUAUUAUAUUCGUACAACUCUCAAGACAACUCAUAUUUAGGUAAUAUUGUUAAAAUGCACUUACUGUAUACUAUAACUUUUAGCGGGUUUUUUUGUGUGAACUGGUAACAAUAAAUUAAAUACUAAUUAAAGUAGCAUACAGCUUGUCUGGUUUGAGUUACCUAGGAAUUUGGACAUAGAUCUGCGUAUAUUGACAAAACAUCGGAGCAUACAAUCAACUUGACUUGAGUGUCCUUUUGUCUUUGACCCCCCCCCCCACCCCUUUCACAGCUAAGAUUUUUUCAUCUCUAGGAAGCUAAAACUGGACCCGCAGGGAUCGCCCGAUAGAUUAGUAGUUUGAGUUAACUAGGAAUUUGGACCAAGAUCUGCGUAUAUUGACAAAACAUCGGAGCAUACAAUCAACUUGCCUUGAGUGUCCUUUUGUCUUUGCCCCCCCCCCCCACCCCUUUCACAGCUAAGAUUUUUUCAUCUCUAGGAAGCUAAAACUGGACCCGCAGGGAUCGCCCGAUAGAUUAGUCAUUGCUUCUGUCGGCUACGGCCGAACAGGCCGAUGAAGAAUCCACUAGACCCCCGUUUCAGUGCGUUCUUCCAUGACUGUCUAAUCUAACACUUCAAAAAAAGACAUGCUAUUAUUUUAUCCUUUCCAUGAGUUAAGCUUCUUAAUUUUAUCUCGUUUUCUUGCCUCAAUAAUAAUUUAACAAGUAAAAAAAAAAAAAAAAAAUUAAACGUAUUUUAAGCGCCAACUUAUUUUAUUAAAUGAAAAGCCAAACAAGGUUUACAAUAAGAUAAAUUACGGUGAGGUAAUUUGCAAAAAAAAAAAAAUGUGUUUAACCUGCAGUAUUGAAGCUUUGAAAUAAGAAUACAUGUUUCAGCGUAUUGCUGGACUUAGGAGGAAGUUGGGGUGGAUGGAUGGAAGAGGCUUGCGAUCAAAGGAAGACAUGCAUGAGCAGGGAUGACGAGGACGUUGCUUCAAGUUUUGGACGGGGGUGGGGAUGGCGGUCGGAGGGGUUUGUGGGGGGGGGUCCUCUUAAUCAUGAAGGAUUGAUUGGGGUCAAAGGUCUGCCGUAUGUUUGGAAAAAUUAUAACGUACCGUUAUGGUUUUCAAAAUGUAAUUUGUUUGAAGCUCUUUGGCUGGCAGAAUGAACAGCACGCAACACAGGAAUGAGACAAACCAGAAAACAUAGGAAAACGAUAUCAAACUUAGCGAUCUUAACAAGAUUCAGUUUAAUUAUACAAAUUAAAUUUCUAUAGGAAUACAUAUUCAAAUAUACAGAGCACAAAUCAAAAAAUCCAUACCAUAUCAAUGUACAGCAGAACAAGAGAAAAUGUUCUGUCCUGGGAAAAUACAAAUAAAAAUGUACACACAUAUAAAGAGUACAAUCUUGCAGUUAUAUGACGACUCCUUUAUGUUAGGAAAUGUAGGGAAAAUAACUAAAUCUCGCACAAUCUCUUGGCUAGGAAAUCUGCCAGCCGAUCUAUAGGGAUUAAACCAGAUCCAUCGAUUGAAAUAAAUGUUAGAAAUUGGGUUACCUGAUAUCAUUCUUAAAAACAAAUGGAACGCAUUCCAACGCAGACAACCUUUUCCCGGUGAAGGAAGGGGCGGGUAAGGAGUGACACAGCACGUUUACUCGAUGGCUUCAACAUCAAGGCAAAACAAAGGGGAUUUGACGACUGUUGGUGGUUAAAGGUUAUUCCUAAGCAUGUGCCAUGAUGACAUCAUGUAACAAUAUUUACAUUUAUAUAUGAACAAAUAUCAAUUCUAAGAACAUCCAAAAUCUUUAUGAACAUCAACACGAGCCUUUCCUAGGGGUCGCCGGAGACCCUCCUGAAAACACAUAAACUUACAGCCAUGGAAUAGCAACGAAAUUAAUCGCGGGGCUGUGGAUCGCUACGACACGAGAAACUGUAUUAAAGGGUCGAGGCAUUAGGAAGGCUGAGAACCACUGGUGUACAUGAACAUCGAGCGUUACAUCAAUAUCUACAGCCUACAUGAACAUCGACCAUCCGUCUAUAUGAACAUCUACCGUCUAUAUGAACAUCUACACUCUACAUCAGUGUCUCAAGCUCGCAGCCUGCGGGACAUUUCAGGCCCGAUACCUGUUAAUGCGGCCCGCGCGUUCUCCAAAUUAUUAUAUCUAUAAUGUGACCUUCCGCGACGGGUUCAGUCGAAUCUCACCGACUAGUCUAAUUAUGAUUGUUAUUAUGUUUGUAUGGGUUUGGAUGAUGAUUAUAAUGGUAAAAACCAUUUUUAAAAUCGGUCUAAAAAAUUUUAUUUUAUAACAUUUUAUGAAAAAAACAUGAACACAUUUUGGUAACUUUUAUGAUAAACUAUGUGAGAAAGAUAAACAUUUCAAUGCAUACUCAGUCGUUCAGGGCAUUGUUCACAAACCUUGUGUUCCUCUGUCACACUCAGAGCUCCAUGCGGUAAAUACACCCAAAACAAUAGCAAAUGCUUCAAAGUGCCUCAGUGCAACACAGUGCAGUAUAAACAAUCUUUCCACUGUGAACUCAACAUCGGACGAAAGCUUCGAGGCUGCCCUGGCAUCAGCUAGGAGCUGUUAGAACAGCAACAUCAUACCCCCAACCGUUUCACCGAUGGCAGUACCUGGAUGCAGUAAAAAACACUACCAGAACCAGAACCAGAAAAAGCGUGAUUUUUUUUUUCUUUACAAAGGAUUAUUACUAUUUUUAGCAUCACAGUUGUGUCCCAUCUUUGUGCUGGGGCAGCACAUCACACAGAACUUGGUCACGGGCCGUCCUUUCAUUUCAGGUACGUGUGCACCUGUGAGACUUGUCCGUAGCCUGGUACAGGAAGGUACCCGGAGUAGCUAUCACCGUAUACUUGCGACUGUUGUUUCUUAAGACUUUUUAUAACAUGAACGACAGUAUCACCACUUUCGACGGGUCUCUUUUUUUGUACAACGUCAUCUCUAUUCCGGCAUCCGGCAACUGACUGUUCCUAUCAGUGGGUUUUUUCUAGACCCAAGAUGCUGACGAAGGCAAUGCACUCUCACUACGACACAGGGCAGGUGAUUUCGUGUUGCAUUGUUUGAAAAUUAGAAGUGAAUUCUUUUUUUUUUACCACUUGGACCCGUCAGGUAUUCUCUAAAUGUACAUGGACCGGUUGUAAAGAAAAAUCUGGUUACGUCCAUAUAUAUAUAUAUAUAUAUAUAUAUAAAUAUUAUGGCAUCCUUCCGUCUACGUGAGACAAUGGAGUAGCUAUAUAGUUCUACACUUUGUCGAGUGGCUCAUUAGGCCAAUCCUUGAAUGGCAAUCACGGCCGCAUCUCUCGCAGGAGAAUGUUGAAACCCGGUAAAUUCUUGAUUUUCGAAUUGUUCUUUUUUAUUCGAGGGCCUCGUUUCGAGUAACUUCUGCCUUUUUCACUCCUCCAAACACUGCUGUACGCCAAUUGGAGCGAUGUUCGGCAAUGAACUCCCAUUCGUUUGUUUCAAUAUUGGCUUCCCUCAUGCUUCGUUUGCAAACGUCAUUAAAUCUCAGGCGCGGUCGUCCAAUAUGUCUUGUCCCCUCUGCCAACUCUCAAUACAGCAGAAUCUUUGGGAUACGUCCUUCCUCCAUUCUCCGUACAUGACCUAACAAGCGAAGGCGUCUCUUGAUAAGAAAGGAGAAUAUGCUAAACAUGUGUGCACGUUCCAAGACCUCCACGUUAGUCACCCUGUCCUGCCAACGAAUGCGCAAAAUGCGACGCAGACAUCUUUGAUGGGAGCUGUUGAGUUUCCGCUCCUGACUGGUAUAUGUGGUCCACACUUCACUACCAUAUAGGAGCGUGCUAAGCACGCAUGCCUGAUAGACACUUAUUUUUGUUUUAUCAGUUAGAUUGAGAUUAUUCCACACCCGCUUAUUCAGUUUAGCCAUAGUUGCUGCUGCUUUUGCAAUACUGAUAUUGAUUUCUUCAUCAACGAAGAGAGAACUAGUAAUAUUGGAUCCCAGGUAUAUGAAAUGAUCAACAACCGAAAGAUUAUGACCCUCAAUAGAUAUGAUUGGAGGAGACGGUGCUUCUUGCAUCAUUACAUGAGUUUUCUAUAGACUAAUCGAAAGUCCAAACUCUUUGCAGGCAUGUGAUAGGCGAUUAUCCAGCCCCUGCAGACCUUCUUCUGUGUGAGAUGUUAAGGCGGAAUCGUCAGCGAACAACAGUUCACGAAUCAGCACCUUUUUUACUUUGGUCUUUGCACAAAGGCGGGCGAUAUUGAACGUCCAUCAGAUCUUGCAUGGACGAACACUCCAUUUUCACAGUCACUGAAAGCAACUUGAAGGAGCAUCGAAAAGAAAAUUGAAAAGAGCGUUGGUGCCAGUACACAACCCUGUUUUUACUCCGCUGCCAACUGGAAAUGACUCAGAGACAGUGCCAUUGAAAGUUACCGUGGAAUGCAUGUUCAUGUGAAAUGACUGUGUGAUUGUGAGCAGUCGUGGGGGACAACCUAUUCUUUGCAGGAUACUGAAAAGUCCUCUUCGACUUACCAAUUCAAAUGCCUUGGUCAGGUCUAUGAAGGCAAUAUAAAGAGGCAUAUGCUGUUCGCAACAUUUAUCCUGCAUUUGGCGUAGCGAACGAAAAUAUCAUGUCUAUUGUUGAGCGCCCACUCCUGAAGCCACAUAUUUAUAUAUAAAUUAUUUUGGAACAUUUAUUUCCUCUUCAAAUCUUACAAGAUAAUAAAAGUUCACUACUCAAUUGACAUACUUGAAUGUGGAAUGAUGUCAAUUGUUUCUAUUUUUCAGGGGACAAAGGUUACUGCCUCAGUCAUA
Molecule: messenger RNA, 6443 nt
Organism: Lymnaea stagnalis (great pond snail)
Lineage: Eukaryota; Metazoa; Mollusca; Gastropoda; Lymnaeidae
Source: the annotation of a GenBank genome assembly